UGGUUUAGGAAAAAGUGUACCCAUCCCAAGAAUACCGAUUUUCGUGUUAUCUUUAAAAAUGAAUUCAUAAGAUAUUUAUGUACAGAUAAGACAUUCGAGUUUUUAAGUUAUUUUAUUUAAUUCAAUUCUAAAUUUCUAAGAUUUAAUAAUAAUAAAUUAUUGCUUGGAUGUGUUUUGCAUUCAAUACAUUUAUUUUUUUUUAAUUAUUAAUUAAGUAUUUUAUUAUCUACAGUGUUAAAAAACUCAUCGAUUUUCUUUUUUAAAGUGUAGGUAGGUGCAAUGUCUGAACAUUUAAAUGCCACUGACGAACUGUCAGUGGAUCAGCAGUCGUUGCCGUUUGUCAAGUCGUUAGAAUCGUUUCAUAGCGAUAAAACUGAUCAUAACUAUAUUGUGGAAGCUAUUCCUGAGAACUGUAUAGAUAUUUCAGCAGAAGUUUGUGAACCUGUUGAAAAUUCUGACAAUAUUAUGCACUGUUUGGGUAUGUCGGCAAAAAAUAACUCAAUAAAUGAAAAACUAAAAAUAGAUGAUUUAAAAAAACAAACUGAUGACAUAACUGAUAACACAAAGUUAAUGGACAGUGAACAUAUUCUCCAUCAAACAGAUGUAGACGCAAUAAGUUGUAUGAAUAAUAGUUCUGCUAUGGUGGAAAACAGCUCUGCAAUUACUGUCGCAGAUUCUGUUCAUAAUGAAAUCACAAAAAACCUAAAUGAAAAUAUUGAAGUAUCAACUAAUGAAACUGACCAAAUAACCAACAAUAAUAUUAUGAUAGGUAAAUUUCAAUUUAUUACUUCUUAAUUAGAUUAUAUUAAUUUAUUUUAAAAUUAUAUUUUGUUGUAGAUUUGCCACCAAUUGAUGUUUUGAAAUCUAUAAGACAUAGUGAUUCAAAUGAAAUUAGCGACAAAGAAAUAGUUUUAAAAAAACCAAAUUCAAAUGAAGAUAUAAUAAUGCAUGAUGAUUGUUCUGUGAGUGAGGAAAAUUUGAAUCAAAAUAAUGUGUUAUUAAGUGCUGAAUUAUAUCCAGAACAGCAUGUGUCUAAUGAAUCGGAUGAAACGCUUCUGAAAACAAGUUCUCGUCCACAGCGACAAGCUGCAAAAAAAGCAGAAAAUCAAAUUAGAGUAAAUAAACAAAAUCUGGUUAUGAGUCAUUAUAAUUCAUAAUAUAAAAUGUACACAAUUAUUUUAUUUUAUUUUUUGUACUUUAGGAAAUAGCUAAAGAAAUAAUAAAACCUUUAGAUACUAUUGAUGAACAGAUUAUAGAUAUAAUUGAAGGGUUAUCUUCACCACUGAAAAAAGUUUGCUGUCAAUGUAACAGGGUAUUUAUUUACAAUUGUUUUUUUUUUUCAUCAACCUAAUUAAUUUAUAUUUAUUUAACUUAUUUUACAGUUUCGUUUAUGUAAAUUUUCUGUGAAAGAUUAUAAAUCUAUGUAUUUAUGCCAAGAAGAUUGUGUGGCUAGUUAUCGUAAGAAAAAUGAUCAGUACAAUCUUGAAAAUAAAUGCGAACAAUGUCUAUCAGUGAUUUCAGAGAAUCAAGAAAAGACAUUUUGUUGGCAAACAAAACAUUUUUGUUCGGUCAUUUGCUUAAGUGAGUAUUAUUCAUUUAUAAUUAAUAACAAUAUUAGAUGUAUGUAUAUAUAUAUAUAUAUAUAUAAGUGUUUAUUUUUACAGAUAAUUUUCAAACUAGAAUUUUUAAUUUGAAUUGUUUAAAUUGUCAGAUAUUAAUAAAAUCAGACAAUUUAGGAAAAUAUUGUCGUUUUAUUUCUGGAAAAAUAUUACAAUUUUGUGAAACUGCUUGCAUAGAAAGCUAUGAAAAAAGAUUAAAUCUAUGUGUUUUUUGUCAAAAGGAAUUAGAUGAUGAUUGUGAAUUUGAAGUAAGAUUUUUAUAUAUUAGACUUUUUUAUUGCUACUAUUUUAUUUUGUAUUAAAUUCAAUUUUGAAGGAAUUCUGUUCGUCAUUUUGUCAAACUAAAGAUUAUGAAUCAAAGAAAAAACAUAUUGAACCAGACAGUUCUGUCGAUUAUGGUGCCCAUGAAACAACACGUGCCAUUGGCAAGUUAAUCUUAUAAUAUUUUCUUAUAGUUAUACAAUAUAUAUUAUAAUAACAAUAAUUAAUAAUUUUUAUUUAUUGAUUUGUUAAUAGAUAAGUGCAAGGUUUGCUUCUGUAAAUUAAAUUCUUCAUCUGCAAAUAAUAUUCGAAUAUUUAGUAACACAAAUAUGUUAUUUAAAUUUUGUUCAAACCAAUGUCUAAAUAAAUUUAUUGUAUUUAAAAAGAGAUCUGUUUCUUGUUUUUUAUGUAAAGUAAGUUUCUUUUAUUUGUGAAUAUUUAUAGAGUUAUAUCUAUAAUACUGUUGUAAAAAUAAUGUUUUAAAUAAUACCAAUAUAAUAUUUAAAAAUAAAACAUUUUGUAAUUAUUUUGCACUAUGGUUUUUUAGUUCAGAAAGUUCAGUUUUGAUAUGAUUUCCACCAAAAAUGUGUCUUCCAGUGGUCAUACUUAUAUAUGUUCAUUGAACUGUUUGCAUCAACUACAAGAGUUACCACAGUCAAAAUCUAAAAAGUAUUAUCUAUGAAUUUAAUUUUAAGAAUGUAAUUUACGUACUAUUGUUAACAAUUUUAAAUUAUUUAUUAGAAUUAUUUGUGAUAAGUGUGGUUUGUCAUCACAAGCACGCCAUAAAACAAUUAUUAAUGCAUCCACCUAUAAUUUUUGUAGUCGAAACUGUUUAAAUUCAUUUCAAACUGGUAAAAGGCAAAAAGAUAAAUCUAAAUUCAAAAAUGGUAGGUUUGGAAAAAAGGUUUUUUUUUACAUUAUAUUAGUUAGUAUUAAAUCAUAUACUGUAUUUAAUUGAAAUUAGAAAAACAAUCCUCAGUUUCACGAGUAUCUACCAGGAAGUCUGCUCGCAAAGAAGAAAAUUAUUUAUCCGAUGUAAGUGAAAAUUAUUUAUUUAAUUAAUAACAUGAUAUAGCUUAGUGAAAAAAAUGUAUUAAUAUUUUUUUUUUCCUAUAGAGUGACGGAAUAAAUAAUACCUAUCAAAAACCUUCUAAAGUUAAAAAUAAAGUUAGUAGAAAAAUCAAUUAUGAAGAUACCAAUGUAUUACCUAUGGUUAAUAAAGAAGUUCAAACAGGUAAAUAAGAAUUUUUAUUUAAAUCCAAGUUUUGGUUAAUUGAUUUUUAAAUUAUUUGUUUAUUCGAAUAUUAUUUUACUUUAGAUCAAACAGGUAGUAAAGGAAUAAUAAUACCAGUUCCGGUACCAGUUUAUGUUCCAAUGCCUAUGCACAUGUAUGUAAUGCCAUACCCAGUUCCUGUGCCAAUCCCUAUACCUUUGCCAAUUCCAAUUUUUAUACCUACAACUAAAAAUACUGCCAAAGGAAUCUUCAAAGAUAUAAAGGUAACUUGAAAUAGUUGUUCAUAUAAAUUAAAUUUAUAUACCUAUUCAAAUUUAAAGAAAAUCAAAGAUGAAACUCCGUCCGAUCCUUUCGAAGCAGAACUGUUAAUGAUGGCAGGCAUGGUAGCCGAGGAUCAAAAAAAUGGACAAAGUUCAUCAUCAGAUAGUGAAAACGAUGAAUCAAAUAGCGGUAAUAAAAUAACUAUUGUAAAUUCGAUCUGUAUGUAAAAAAAAAUAAUUUUUUUAGAAUACAACGAUGAUACCAAAGUUGUUUCUUCGAGUGCUCGUAAUCAUAAUCCAUUUAGCGAUGAUGUACUUGCAAUUGCUUUAAAUAUGGCAGGAGCGGAUACAGAAAGUUUAGAAGGUGCUAAUGACAUAUCUACUAUUAGUUCAAAUAAUCAAGUAAAUCAAAUUAUUGAUGAUGUUGAAGCAAAUUUGGUAUCAUCUACAAUUAUGCCUCAAACACCUGAUCCAAUGAAUAGUAAGUUUAGAAGUUAUUAAAAUAAAAUUAAUUUGAAGAAUAAUAUAUAUUUAUGUAUAUAUUUUAAAGAUAUAACUCAGGAUGAUAUGAUAUCUUCUCCUCAAGAUAUGCUACGCCGUCCACCGAGAAAACGUGCACCUCGGACCCAGUCGCAACGUAGCUCAAAUGUAAAACGUUCUCGCAAAAAUGAAUAUCCCCAAUGCAUUCAAUCAUCUACUGGAUUAGACCAACAACAAAUGGUACAAAACUCCCUAUAUUCUAUUCCAAUGUCCGCGGUCAAACCAGAUGCAAAUAUGUGUCUCAAGUAUACUUUGGGAGUUACGGCCUGGCGCCAAUGGGCAUCAAUGAAGAGCAUUGAAUUUGAGAAAACACUGUCCAGCAAUGUGUGUAGUGUGAAAAAAACAAAUAUAUUCAAGUUAGACCUUCUUCAGUUGACUGCUAGUGAACUGAAUUAUUCUCUAAGUCAGUUUGUAAAAGAAGUUCGAAAACCAAAUGGAAACGAGUACGCGCCAGACACAAUUUAUUAUUUGUGUUUGGGUGUUCAACAAUAUCUAUUCGAAAACGGCAGAAUAGACAAUAUAUUUACAGAUAUUUUGUAUGAACAAUUCACUGAUACAUUAAAUGAAGUAGCAAAAAGAUUUACUGAACUCUAUAAUGAUACAAGUAUUUAUUAUACUAAUUUGUAAAAUUUUACUUAAUAAAUUGUGAAGGUAUCAAUAAUAAAAUAUUUAAUUAUAGAAUUUAUUGUUACACGAGUUGAAGAAGAGUAUCUUUGGGAAAGUAAGCAACUCGGAGCACAUUCUCCCUAUGUAUUGUUAUGUACAUUGAUAUUUUUCAAUACCAAACAUUUUAAUUUGACUGUAAGUUUAUUACGAUAGUAUAUUUACAUAUAUAUAUAUUUAUAUAUACAUAUAUUAUAUUUAUUUGUUUUAUUUAGAGUGUUGAAGAGCAUAUGCAAUUAUCUUUUUCUCAUAUUAUGAAACAUUGGAAAAGAAAUCCCAAUCAGCAGCCAUCAACAUCCGGUGUUAAAGCACCAGGAACCUAUAGGAAUGUAUUAUUGCGCUUUUACCCUCCACAAGCAUCUAUUGGUAAAUAUUAAUAUUGUUCUUUAAUAACGCCUUAUUUAAAAAAGUUAACUUUUUUAAAAAAUAUUUUCGUAGAUUCUCCUAAUUCCCGCAAAAAGAAAGUUUACGAACAGCAUGAAAACGAAGAAAAUCCCUUAAGAUGUCCUGUUAAGCUCUAUGAAUUUUACUUAUCAAAAUGGUUAUUAUUUAAUUUAUUUUUUUGAUAUUCAACCCAAGUACUUUGAUUUGAUGAGAACUGUUUUGUUUUUAUGUUCUAACAGUCCGGAAAGUGUUAAGACGAGAAAUGAUAUGUUUUAUUUGACCGCUGAAAGAUCUUGUGUGCCGGAUAGUCCUGUGUGGUAUUCAACUUGUGCAUUGAAUAAAGAAUCACUUGAAAAAAUGCUUAAUAGAGUUAAAAUGGUAAAAGAAAUAAAUGUAGCUCUGCUAUCAACGUAGUUGAAUUUGUUUUUUUAUAACAAAUUAAUAAUUAUUUUUAAAAAUGACUUUUUUAUCGUCUCAAAUAUUCUUCUAUAUAUAUUUUUUGUCUUAAAUUUUCUUAAAUAUUCUUCCAUAUGUACAGAUAAUUUAUAAAAAUGUUAUAUAUUGCUAAUAUUGUAGUUUUAUUAAUGUUAAAUAUUUUAUUUUUGAAAGCGUUCAACUAAAAUAAUGUUUUUAUAAUUGAAAAUUGAUUCCAAUUGUUGUUUUCUAAUGUAACAGAAAUAUGAUAUUGUUGAUUGUACUAAAAUAUUUAAAUAUUAGGAUGUUUAUGAACUUUGAAUCAUUUUUGUUUAUAUCAUGAUGUUAAUUCAUAUUCAAAACUUAUUAUUUAUGUUUACAGUUAAAUUGGGCAUUUUUUCAUUCAAAUAAAUAAAUUAUUAUGAGAAUGGAAA
This is a messenger RNA of Cinara cedri, 5809 nucleotides long. The record is from the annotation of a GenBank genome assembly. NCBI's taxonomy places the organism in Eukaryota, Metazoa, Arthropoda, Insecta, Hemiptera, Aphididae.